AUGGCUUCAGAGCUCUUUACAUGCACUUCUCUAGGAUCUUCUUAUUACGAAAACCCGCCUUCUGGGAUUUCGUAUUCGUAUUGCGCAAAGCUGAUGCCUACAGGUCCUCUUACUGUUAUGGCAGAUUCGAACAUUCUCAGCAAUGUGGAAAAGUCUUUAGUGGAGUCGGUUGUCGAGACCUCGACGACCGACGCUGAUGCAAACACAAAAUCUAACCCGAUCGCCGCCCCGAGCGGAAUGCUUAUUAACGAUAACACGCUUGCGCAUCAAAAUGACAACAAAACUUCUAUUGGAACUUCUUCGGUGGGUGGUAUUAGUAGUGGAACUGUUAGUGCGGACUCGGAUGUGAUUGUAGGCUCUUCUCCCUCCCUCCUUCUUUCUGCAUGUCGCUGUAGCUGGAAAUUAAUAAUUCUCCUUUAGCGGGGUCACAUGAAUGGAGCCAAUCCUACCGAUUCCGGUUUGAAGGUAUACACGGAGACAAUCGGCGCGCCUGGUUCUCGACCCGGAAGUGUUUCUCCCACAAAAGCAGAUGGUUCUAGGCUUCUCGAUAGAAAAGCCUCUCUCAAAAAACCUACAUUCAAACCGGUUUCUCUGAAUAAGGCUUUUCUUAAGGAACAGAUAUCUACCGGUGGACCUGCCUCCAACCCACUAAGCUCCGUUCUUUCUGGUACCAAAGGUGUAUACCUCGCGCGACGUAAAUUGCAUCCUUGAACUGAUUUCCUUUGUGCUGUGUGCAGGCAACUUAGCAUUUUCGCACCAACCUACUCCCCGUGGUCCUACAGUAUCUAAACUUAAGCUUGUCAAGACCGGUGGAACUUCGCAGUCGUCUAGGCCCGGCGGCACAGGAUCUUCUCUAUCUACCAGCAUAAAGCGCAACGAACAGGCGCAACAUGUGUGGAACAAGAACCAACGUGGGUUUCCGAUGAUUCUGUUCCUUGAGAGUCUUAACUAAUCCUGUGUAGCAAUCCCACCACCUCCGACCAAGGACGUUACGGAUGAAGAGCUUAAAGAUUUUGGCAUUCAUAUGGCAUCCAGACUUGGCCCCGAAGGCACCGGUGCAAAGUGGGCCGAUAUCGACGAUGAUGACGACGAUUGGGUACCGGAAGUCCCCGAGAAAUGGGGGGAUGCUCUUAAGCUAGCUCCCGUCGAGCCAACUCCACCUGUGAUUGCCCCGUCUCCGACCCCCCCUGCAAGGGUCGAAGAGGCGCCGCCUGCUGCUGUCGAUACCUCACCACCAAAGACGCCUUUCCCUGCGACUGCUAAGGAAGAAGUCCGCCCUAAAACCUUGGUUACUGAGAGGCUUACCUCUAAGCCAGUUGAGAAGGCGCCUCCUCCCACUGUCCGAGCGUCACCAUGGGCAAAAGUCUCCCCUCCUCCCGUUCAAUCCCUGGCUUCCAACAUGUCUCAACCAAGAGAUUUGGAGCCCCACCGUCGUUCUAACUAUGCGACGGAGCCUAUCGCAAAUCAUUCUUCAGGACAGCCCCAUGGGAUGAAGGAAGUUUCUGCAGACGUUUAUGGCCGCUCUUGGCGUGAUGGAAAUCAUGCCCAAGGGCCAAGAGAGCGGGAAUUGUACAAUUCCGAAACUGGUCAGCUUGAGCCCGUACAGGAGUCUAGAAACAAAGCCCCCAGAACUAGGGCCGAAGGAAAUAUUGAUAAGCCAUCAGUCUUGCAACGCCCCACUGGACCACCCCCUCCAGCAGAGCCUUCGCCGGCUUUCCAACAACAGCGAAGCAGUAUGAUGCACCACAGGCCCGAUGAGUAUAGGCGUAGAAGAACAUCGUCGAACGUUAGCGGUGGCAGUGGGAGUACUGGAAGGAGGCCGUCUUUUAGCAAAUUUGGGCUCGAACAACCCCCAACCCCCGAAGAUGGGAGAUUUCCGAUAAGGCCUGGCCCUAUGAGCCAUUACUCGACGGAUGCAUACCAAGACCAUAACCAAACUAGUUUGCCCGCCAAAUUCGAGAAUUCUAACCAAGCCUCUAACAUUGAGGGCUCUUCUCCGGCAGCCGCGCCAAUUGAACCAGCCAUUCCAGAGACUCCCAUAGAAGAUAUAGUUGCCCAGCAGGACCAGAUUAUGAAGGAACGUCGUGAGGUUGCGAGGAAGCGCAGACAGGAGGCGGAAGAGAAAGAGGAAGCCGCUAAGAAAGAGAGGCUUCGUGUUAAGCUUGAAGAAUUAGAAAAAAAAGCUUUGGAGGAAAAAGAGGCCGAACUGCGAGCGGUGGAAGAGGCGAGAUUGGCUGAGGAAAAGGCUGAGGCCGAUAGAAAGGCCGAGGAAGAGAGGAUCAUCGCGGAGAAAAAAGCUGCGGAGGAAGAAGCAGCUCGUAAGGCUGCUGAAGCCCGGCCUAUAUCGGACCGGUAUGAGCAUCCCCAUAGUUACCCUCCUACCCAACCUCAAGGCCGGCGUUCUUUGAAUACCACGCAAAAUCGGUCUCCAAACAAGAGCUUCGCAAUGCCCACCGUUAGGGAUUCUAAGGAUCAACCGUGGAAACAUGUGCCUCCGGGCAAUGACAGGUAUACUAGUUGGGGCGGUGCGCACCAGAAUAAUCAAGGCUCUGGUCCCAAUCCGUGGGGACCUAUCGAAAAGCCCAAGUUUCAGGGCGUGAAUGGAGUUGGAAACGGGACGUUCGAUAAUAGAUACUCUGGAUUUUCGACAAGACCACCACCGCCUGCACCUGCCUAUCCACAAGGUGCUAGGGAUGAUAGACGUAACAACAGGGGUCCGCCAACCUCUCCAGGACUCUCACGAGGUGGAUUAUCUCAGGAUGACAGGACUCAGGCUGUCAACCGUUGGAAUGCUCUGCCCGGGAAGAUCCUUGAGGAUGAAGCCGAGCAACGGAGAAAGGAUCGAGAAGCCUACCUUGCUAAACAAGCGGAGGAGGCGGCCACCGGUGUAAAGAAACCAGGUAUAGUUCCGCCUAAGCUGGUUGAAACAUGGAGAAAGACGGAUGGAAAUGAAUUUGAAUCCAAAUUCGUUGGCAAAAGUGAAGACCCUCCAGAGGUAGAGCAAUCAAACUCCACUGAGAAACUUCCUGGAGGGCCGUUGGCUGCAACUGUAGGUACUGGCGUGGAAGGCGGUAGGGUAGGAUCUGGUCAUCCCACGGGUCCAGCACCCAACGUUUCGAGUGGGCCAGCAGCGACUCGGCCUGCCUCUCGAUUCUUCCCGGCAGCGGCCGGGAAUAUCAUCGCUCAGCAUUUGGGGACUCAACCUAAAUCCUUCCAAUCUCCCACCAAGGGACUUGGCCCGCCGGGCUCCCCGCCGCCUCCGAUGUCUGCCGAGCAUCCAGUUCAUGGGGAUAUAAAUUCCCGGGUUGUGCAACUUCCCCCCUCUGGUCACGGGCCUUACCAACAUCCUCACGGAAGAGUAUCACCCACUCUGUACAUGAAUGGGCAUCAUAGGAUGAGCCAUCCCAAGUCGCCGCAAUUUUCGGGGGUUCAGGCUUUUGAAGCCGUGCAGCAGAAGAUUCUCGGCAUGACCCAGAAACAUUCACCCCCCCAGCAGACAGCAAAUCUCCAAGCUCAACUACCAAAAGGACCUACGUCAAGGGAUUUCUCAUCAACCAAACCUUUAUUCGAUGAAUCCCCAGAGAGGGUUGUUUCGAGACCAGCGACGGUCUCUCUUCCGCCCCAGCCAUAUGGUAUAGAGGGGAGCACUAAUAGCUAUGGUAUCAAUGAGGCAUCCAUUCUCACCAAGCCUGAUAAUGAGGAGUUCUUCCACGAACUUUUUGAACGCGAUUUUGGCUCUACGCCCACUGUUAAACUCCCCCAUGCUCUCCCCGCUAUCUACGCAAAUCAUGCCAAGAAAAUUCCGAUUGUCAACUUGCCAAAACCCUACAAACGGCCUCUCCCGAGAUGGCAGCUCCAGACUAUCGACAUAUUCCAUCCAUUCGGGCAAAAGGAUUUCAUCAAUGGGGAGGGUAAAAAAUUUAUUCCUGUCCAUCUUCCUGGAGGCGCAUCCAUCGAAGUGUUGAGCCGUGAUGGGAGGCGCAACGCAGGCAAUAAGAAGGGGUAUACCCAACAGAGACUAAAGAGCAACCGUUAUAAUGGAGGAGGUAAUUCUGGCGGCGGCCAUAUCGGGCGUGGCGGGGCGGGCACGGCGGGUAGGAGAGUCGCAGAUCCGGUCUAG
This is a messenger RNA of Tuber aestivum (summer truffle), 4120 nucleotides long. The record is from the annotation of a GenBank genome assembly. Lineage: Eukaryota; Fungi; Ascomycota; Pezizomycetes; Pezizales; Tuberaceae.